Molecule: messenger RNA, 971 nt
Organism: Prunus mume (Japanese apricot)
Lineage: Eukaryota; Viridiplantae; Streptophyta; Magnoliopsida; Rosales; Rosaceae
Product: transcription repressor OFP12-like
Biological process (GO): negative regulation of DNA-templated transcription
Source: RefSeq, a predicted model, not a curated record
CUCUCUCUCUCUCUCUCUCUCUCCUUCCUUCUAAUCUCCCACUUUUUCUACCACCAACAACGGAAAUGCCAAACACACUAGGAAGAAACCUAAAUCUCUGCUUCACAAAGAUCACACGGCCACUCACUCUCCACUCCCCAGACAACGAUCACAGCCGUCCAUUACCCACCACCGCCGCCGACGCCGCUACCGCCACCACAUCCACGUCAUCAACCUCAUUGAUGAUAAAAAACUUUAACUCCCUCUACGACGACCAGUACAUGUUUGACUCCACCACCUCCAAAUCCCUCAGCUCCUCCUUCGUCUCCUCCUCCGAAAACGAAACCGACGCCCCCGCCCCCGACUUCGCCACCGCUUUCGCCUCCCGCCGCUUCUUCUUCUCCUCCCCAGGCCGCUCCAACUCCAUCGUCGACCAAUCCGCAUCGCCACCGUCGUCCAUUGCCGCCUCGUCAGAGUCCCCCGACCACAAGCUCGUCAACCACAGCGUGGCGGUCCCCACUUUUUCGCCGGACCCUUACCGGGACUUUCGGCGGUCCAUGCAGGAGAUGGUGGAGGCGCGCGAGGGAAUGAAAAACGAGGAGGAGGAGGAGGGCGGGAAGAAGAAAUCAAACUGGGAAUUCUUGCAUGAGCUUCUGCUGUGCUAUCUUGCGCUCAACCCUAAGAGCACCCACAAGUUCAUCAUCGGCGCUUUUGCCGAUCUUCUCGUCAGCCUCAUGCCAUCUCCCGGUGGGGGUGACCGCAGAGAAUUACCCGAGUUUACAGCUGGCGUCUGUGAGAUUUCACGGUGCGUCUGAAAUGAAAUAAAAUAAAUAUAAUAUUGUUGGCUUGUAUGAUAUUUUAAUUAUUAGCAGGAAAUGUAAUAUUUGAAUGUAUCGGCGGUGAUGGGAUAGGAGAAGAACCCAAGAAGUAGGUAGUUUUAUUUUUGUUGUUGUUUUCAAUCACAUCAAACAACUCUAACUCAGUCUUUGUCU